AUGCACAAAGUGGCUGAGGAGUGGGCCCAGGGCACCUUCAAACUCAACCCCAAUGAUGAGGACAUCCACACAGCCAACGAGCGCCGCCUGAAGGAGGCCCUGCAGCUUAGGCCCAGCCCGUGGUUCAUACGGCCCCACUUCCGGCCUCUUUUUCCCUUGAGAGCGAUUUGUCCCUGGGAGAUCCUGGAUCCCUCAUUCAGGGAAUGUGACGUCCUCUUCCCAGGGUACACCCACCUGCAGAGGGCCCAGCCCAUUCACUGGAGCCACUGGAUUCUGAGCCAUGCCGUGGCGCUGACCCGAGACUCUGAGCGGCUGCUGGAGGUGCGGAAGCGGAUUGAUGUCCUGCCCCUGGGGAGUGGGGCCAUUGCAGGCAAUCCCCUGGGUGUGGACCGAGAGCUGCUCCGAGCAGAACUCAGCUUCGGGGCCAUCACUCUCAACAGCAUGGAUGCCACCAGUGAGCGUGACUUCGUGGCCGAGUUCUUGUUCUGGGCUUCGCUGUGUAUGACUCAUCUCAGCAGGAUGGCCGAGGACCUCAUCCUCUAUGGCACCAAGGAAUUCAGCUUCGUGCAGCUCUCGGACGCCUACAGCACCGGAAGCAGCCUGAUGCCCCAGAAGAAAAACCCCGACAGCUUGGAGCUGAUCCGGAGCAAGGCGGGGCGUGUGUUUGGGCGGUGUGCCGGGCUCCUGAUGACCCUCAAGGGACUUCCCAGCACCUACAACAAAGACCUACAGGAGGACAAAGAAGCUGUGUUUGAAGUGUCAGACACCAUGAGUGCCGUGCUCCAGGUGGCCACUGGCGUCAUCUCUACGCUGCAGAUUCACCGAGAGAACAUGGGACAGGCUCUCAGCCCCGACAUGCUGGCCACUGACCUCGCCUAUUAUCUGGUCCGCAAAGGAAUGCCAUUCCGCCAGGCCCACGAGGCCUCCGGGAAAGCUGUGUUCAUGGCUGAGACCAAGGGGGUCGCCCUCAACCAGCUGUCACUGCAGGAGCUGCAGACCAUCAGCCCCCUGUUCUUGAGUGACGUGAACCGCGUGUGGGACUACGGGCACAGCGUGGAGCAGUAUGGUGCCCUGGGCGGCACUGCGCGCUCCAGCGUUGACUGGCAGAUCCACCAGGUGCGGGCGCUACUGCGGGCACAGCAGGCCUAGGUCCUUCUGCACCUGCUCCCAAAUAAAGUGAGCAUGAGAGGA
This is a messenger RNA of Cebus imitator (Panamanian white-faced capuchin), 1191 nucleotides long. RefSeq names its product argininosuccinate lyase (gene ASL). The record is from RefSeq and is a predicted model, not a curated record. The transcript has 14 exons. Gene Ontology annotation, cellular component: cytosol. NCBI's taxonomy places the organism in Eukaryota, Metazoa, Chordata, Mammalia, Primates, Cebidae. Bases 1 to 1149 code for a protein of 382 amino acids. Gene Ontology annotation, molecular function: argininosuccinate lyase activity.